GGGACAGGGGCUUGUUUGCAGUCUGAGAAUCUGGAGUGUUCAACCUUUACAGCCAAAAAGUCCUGUGGAAAUUAAAUUCCUUCAACCCUCUGAGGCUCAGAGAAGUGAAGUGACUCACCCCACAUCACACAGUGAGUGAGCUUCAGGGAGAGAAAAGACUAGAACCCAGGUCUCUGGAUUCCCAGUUUGGCGCUCUUCUCAUGCCUCUUAAUAAAUUCACUCUUCUGAUGGACUUGGGGAAAGGGGUGGAGGAAAAGUGAAGCGAGAAAGGCCCACGUGAAAAGUAGGAGGUAUGGUUGAGUUUAGAACCCUCUGCGCCCUGUUGGGCAGCUUGAAGGAGGGCAGUGUGCACUGGGAGCAAGGGAGCUCAGCCUGACCUGUAUUGACAAGACUCUUCUCAAGCCGUGGCCAGGCUCCAGAAGCCCCAAGUUCUAGUUCCAGCUCUGCCCUGGCCUCACUGUGGCAACCUGGGCUGGGGGCAAACCUCUGGCCUAGGCUCCUCUUCUGGGAGGACAGGACCAGACAGGGUGCCAUGCCUGUUGCAAGACGUGACUUGACAAAGCUCUGUACAUAAAAUGAAGCAUACUCGUUUCUAUUAGCAUUAGGGGUGCUACCGGCAUGCCCCCAACUCCUGAAAUCUUUCUGUUCUUUUCCCACUCCUCUCUGUAAUUCACAUCAUGCGUCACUCUCUCUGGUCCUUCUGACAUAAAGUUUAUAGAAAGUUUAUUACCAGAUGUAGAAGUAAUAAAGAAAAUUCCAGAAAUUAAGGUAUGAUGCAGAAUCACACUCCAAAGUAUUAAGUACAAAUCACACCCGGUUAUUUACUUAUACAAACAUACACAUACAUUCUGUAUGGGUCCUGGGACAGGUGCGGAGAUAUAUUUUCCUCUUCUCCCCAGAAAUGUCAUCGGCUGACACACUCUUGAGGAACUGCUAGCAAACACCCGAGCACAGCAAGAAGCUUUGACCUGCAGAAGUCAGAGGCCAUGCUCCGGAAGCAUGUGGAGUUCCGAAAGCAAAAGGACAUUGACAGCAUCAUCAGUUGGCAACCUCCAGAGGUAAUCCAACAGUAUCUGUCAGGGGGUAUGUGUGGCUAUGACCUGGAUGGCUGCCCAGUCUGGUACGAUAUCAUCGGACCUCUGGAUGCCAAGGGACUGCUGUUCUCAGCCACCAAACAGGACCUGCUCAGGACCAAGAUGCGGGACUGUGAGCUGCUUCUGCAGGAAUGUGGCCGACAAACAACAAAGGUGGGGAAGAAGAUAGAGACCAUCACCAUGAUUUAUGACUGCGAGGGGCUUGGCCUCAAGCAUCUCUGGAAGCCUGCUGUGGAGGCCUACGGAGAGUUUCUCUGCAUGUUUGAGGAAAAUUAUCCCGAAACACUGAAGCGUCUUUUUGUUGUUAAAGCCCCCAAGCUGUUUCCUGUGGCUUAUAACCUCAUCAAACCCUUCCUGAGUGAGGACACUCGUAAGAAGAUCAUGGUUCUGGGAGCAAACUGGAAGGAGGUUUUACUGAAACAUAUUAGCCCUGAGCAGCUGCCUGUGGAGUAUGGGGGCACCAUGACUGACCCUGACGGAAACCCCAAGUGCAAAUCCAAGAUCAACUACGGGGGUGACAUCCCCAAGAAGUACUACGUGCGAGACCAGGUGAAACAGCAGUAUGAACACUGUGUGCAGAUUGCCCGUGGCUCCUCUCACCAAGUGGAGUAUGAGAUCCUCUUCCCUGGCUGUGUCCUCAGGUGGCAGUUCGCAUCGGAUGGGGCAGACAUCGGCUUUGGGAUUUUCCUGAAGACCAAGAUGGGGGAGCGGCAGCGGGCAGGGGAGAUGACAGAGGUGUUGUCUAACCAGAGGUACAAUGCCCACAUGGUGCCAGAGGACGGGACUCUCACCUGCAGCGAUCCUGGCAUCUAUGUCUUGCGGUUUGACAACACCUACAGCUUCAUUCAUGCCAAGAAGGUCAGUUUCACUGUGGAGGUCCUGCUUCCAGACAAAGCCUCAGAAGAAAAGAUGAAACAGCUGGGGGCAGCCACCCCAAAGUAACACCUCCUCCCAUAGCAGGCCUGGCCCCCUCAGUGUCUCCCUGUCAAUUUCCACCUCUAGUGGCAGUCAUUUUCCUAGCACUCUGCAGCCCAAAGAAACUGGGCUGGAGGUUAAGAUCCUAGGCUGGAUCUGAGGAGCUUUCAUUUCAGAAUUAGGGAGAGAAAGAGUUGCUGGAGUGGAUCUCUUGCUUCCGAAAUUACUGAGGAGUCCCAGGGGCUGGGCACCGUGAUAGGAUCUAUUGAUCUCAUACGCUGUGCCAACUUAACCUGUCCAGUGACAGCUAAGACAGGGAGAGGGGACCUUGGGGUGACAGCAGGGAAGAAAUUAGAAAAAGGGGAGCGAUUGAGACCUAGUAUUUCAGGGAAGCCAGCUCUAGGGGAGGAACUUGCUCCCACAUGAACAAGUAAGUCUAGAUCACAAUGAGGAGUAGCAAGUUAGCCAGUUGCUAGAAUUAUGGUGGUGAUCAGAGCCUUCCAGACUUUCCAUCACUGAGGCCUAGGUAGCUUUGGGCUUUUCUUAGAUCUUGGGAGGUGGCCUGAGUCGGCAUAGAUCUUCCCACUCAAGGGUAGAUAAGCAGGCCUCUCCCCCAUCCUCAGAAGUUCAGCAACUCCUGGGUGCCACUGUAAUUACUCGUGAUUGUCAGUGACUCAGCUUCCUGAAACAGUGAGCUUAGGUACCAGCCGCUGUCCUCCAGUGCAAAUAAAGCACAAGGGAAAUUACCUCUAGGAAUCCCAGCCCAGUGAAAAGCCAGGGAGGCUGGGGUGGGAAUGAGCCCUGGGCCUUUCAUUCUCCUUUCACUGCCGCUGGCCUCUCACCAAGUAACCCUCCUGCUGAGCACCCCAGACAAAAAUGACACGUGGGAUCAUAACAACAGCACACAGAGAGGGCAUUUCCCAGUCUGAGUCUUCCUCCGGGUCGCCAACCCGCUUCCUGACCUGAGCGGGGUCUUGGCAGUCCCAUUUCUGGGAAACGCAGGGCAGGAAGCCAACGGCCGGGCCAGCAUCUUACAGAACCAGGGGCUGGUGCAGCACCAGGCCGCUUCGCAGGCCCCCAGCUCCUCCGUCCGCGGGGCCUCCAAGCAGGGACGGGCCAUGGGGACGGUCGGCGACUGUCCGGGGGCUGGAGGACACUGGCCCUUCGGGCAACCACAGCACUUAACCCAGACCACGCCCUUCUGCGGAUGAACGCCAGGUCCUGGGCUGCCUAGAACAUGGGACGGCGUCCCGGCCCGUCGCGGGAACGCCUGUCCCUCAGAAACCCAGGCCUUGGCCCAGCUUGGGGAGCUUGACUGGGCAGGGCUGAUGCGGACGAGCCAUGGCCUCAGCCAGAUUCCUCAGGAGGACAUCCCGACCUUGGUUUACAACAUUCUGUUAGGAAAAUUAACCAAUGAAUAAAGCAACGUUCAG
This is a messenger RNA of Loxodonta africana (African savanna elephant), 3442 nucleotides long. RefSeq names its product SEC14-like protein 2. The record is from RefSeq and is a predicted model, not a curated record. Gene Ontology annotation, cellular component: cytosol; cytoplasm. NCBI's taxonomy places the organism in Eukaryota, Metazoa, Chordata, Mammalia, Proboscidea, Elephantidae. Bases 987 to 2036 code for a protein of 349 amino acids. The transcript is spliced from 11 exons.